AUGGCGAAUAGAGUUUCAAUAACAUUGUUGGUUUCUCUGUUUGUCAGUUCCCUCCUUGCUGCUUCGGCAGGUAAUUUCUACCGAGAUGUAGACAUUACAUGGGGAGAUGGUCGGGGCAAGAUACUACGCCGAGGGAACACACUUUCCCUUUCUCUUGACAAGACUUCAGGCUCCGGAUUCCAAUCCAAGAGAGCAUAUCUCUUUGGAAGGUUCGACGUGCAAAUGAAGCUUGUCCCUGGAAACUCUGCAGGGACUGUCACCACCUUCUAUCUAACAUCGCAAGGAAACAAGCAUGACGAGAUUGACUUCGAGUUCUUGGGAAACCAAAGUGGGAACCCUUAUACUUUGCAUACCAAUGUGUAUACCCAAGGACAAGGGAAUAGGGAGCAAGAAUUCCGCCUGUGGUUCGAUCCAACGUUGAAGUUUCACACGUACUCAAUUCUAUGGAAUCCCCAACGCAUCAUUAUUUUAGUAGAUAACAUUCCCAUAAGGGUGUUCAGUAAUUUAGAAUCCAUUGGAGUUCCUUAUCCCAAAAACCAGGCCAUGAAGAUUCAAGCAAGCCUCUGGGAUGCAGAGGAUUGGGCGACACAAGGUGGGAAAGUGAAAACAGACUGGUCCAUGGCUCCUUUCACUGCAUAUUACAGAAACUUCAGUGCACUCACUACUGACUCUAGUGGAUUCAAGGGUUGGCUGACUCAAGAUCUUGAUGUGCAUGGUAGAAAAUUGCUCCGAUGGGUGCAAAAGUAUUACAUGUUAUACAACUACUGUGCCGAUCGAAGACGCAGGUUUAGCCAUCGUGAAUGCACACGAUCUAGGUUCCUAUGAACAUGAAUAUGUUAAAUUGUUGAUUGAGUAAGAAUUUUAAUGCAUAU
Populus euphratica (Euphrates poplar) is the source of this 872-nucleotide messenger RNA. RefSeq names its product brassinosteroid-regulated protein BRU1-like. Gene Ontology annotation, cellular component: apoplast; cell wall. The transcript is spliced from 3 exons. Gene Ontology annotation, molecular function: hydrolase activity, hydrolyzing O-glycosyl compounds; xyloglucan:xyloglucosyl transferase activity. The coding region runs from base 1 to 825 and encodes 274 amino acids. NCBI's taxonomy places the organism in Eukaryota, Viridiplantae, Streptophyta, Magnoliopsida, Malpighiales, Salicaceae. The record is from RefSeq and is a predicted model, not a curated record. Gene Ontology annotation, biological process: xyloglucan metabolic process; cell wall biogenesis.